Messenger RNA from Pseudogymnoascus verrucosus, 722 nucleotides. RefSeq lists its product as uncharacterized. Bases 176 to 634 code for a protein of 152 amino acids. The transcript has 2 exons. Lineage: Eukaryota; Fungi; Ascomycota; Leotiomycetes; Thelebolales; Thelebolaceae. The record is from RefSeq and is a predicted model, not a curated record.
AUUACUUAUCCUGUUCUCAAUCCUGUUAACAAAAGACAAUCCAGAAGUAUUCUUGUCUGAGGCUGAUUACUGCCCUAGCUUAACCAGAACACCAUAUAUUAUUGCUACAUUUGCUUGUUCGACGUUGUGUAGCAGGUAAAUUUAAGUGCCUAACAAUUGCUUAAACCGGACUGCGAUGUUUAGGAGACCUGUACUUGGGGCUGCUGUAGUGUAUGGAGUGUCGCGAUCAGCAGCUAGGCGUGGCGUACAAGAAGAGGAGCAACGCAAUGCGGAAGCUCGAAUGUCUGCUGAGAUGGCAGCAGAAAAGCUGAGGCGUGAAGAAGAACAGAGAGAAAGGCGCACACAGUUGGCUAUUGACGAGGCGAUUGCCAAAGAACGGAGCAAGAAUACCGCGAUCGAAGCUGAGUCACGAUACGUCGUACCAAAUACGGGAGGGACGGGAAUUGUUGAUGAUGUGCCGCCUUAUUCCGGAUUUAAUAGAGGUCCUGGAGACGCCGAGGUUAAGAGGGCGGCCACACACUAUUGUCCAGAGUGCCGUAACGUUUGUCGGUCGGGAGAUAAGUUCUGCACCAAAUGUGGAUGCGAACAACCCGUGGACGAUGAGCGGACAGUGUUGCCCAAGAACCAGUUAUAGUACUAUUCAUAGUACUGCUCGGAGAUUUUCGAGUAGUGUAAAGUUUCGAGCUCAACCCGAGUACUGCCGAAUACUAGUCACAAAAAAG